Hydra vulgaris (swiftwater hydra) is the source of this 549-nucleotide messenger RNA. The record is from RefSeq and is a predicted model, not a curated record. NCBI's taxonomy places the organism in Eukaryota, Metazoa, Cnidaria, Hydrozoa, Anthoathecata, Hydridae.
AUGUUCAGUUUCAAGGAAAAAGAUUCUGGCUGUCAAAAUAGAAAAAAUGAGCAUAAAGAUAAGUUGGGUGAGGCAAUAACUACAAACGAUCCUGCUUUGUGGGCUGAAAAUAUGUCCAUAGUAGAACGCGAUGCAGUUGUUCUUCAGGGACCUCCUAAAAAUCUUUUAUCUUUUCCGAGAGACUCAAACAAGGUUAAGGUUCCUGAAUCAGUUUUCCACGAAAUAUCUCGUAAUGGGGAGAAAAUAAACAGAGAUUGGCUUGUUUGGAGUGCAACUUCAAAAUCAUUUCUUUGCUUUCCGUGCUCACUUUUCGGAAGCAAACAAGCCUGCGGGGCUGGUAAUAAUUCACAUCUUCUACGUUGGAAUGGUGGCAUCAAUGGAAGCUGGAGAAAGUUAGCUGAAAAAGAAAAAGGCCACCAAAACAAUCCUCACCAUCUAGACAAUUACAUUAAGUGGAAAACAGCGCUGGAAAGCUUGGGAAAUCAAUGUGGGAUUGAUUCAAGUUUAAAAAAAUUGAUAAGAAAUGAGUACUCAACAAUACAGCAUUAG